Messenger RNA from Kickxella alabastrina, 1485 nucleotides. RefSeq names its product zinc-finger of mitochondrial splicing suppressor 51-domain-containing protein. Gene Ontology annotation, cellular component: extrinsic component of mitochondrial inner membrane. The transcript is spliced from 3 exons. The record is from RefSeq and is a predicted model, not a curated record. The coding region runs from base 141 to 1400 and encodes 419 amino acids. NCBI's taxonomy places the organism in Eukaryota, Fungi, Kickxellomycota, Kickxellomycetes, Kickxellales, Kickxellaceae.
CUUCACUUUUCAAACUGAAAAAUCAACAUCUACUUUUGUAUGCAUUUUCGUUGCUUCCACAAUUUACAUAUAUUUUUAUUCCUAAAGUCGCGCAUUUUACUUGCAGCCAGCACCCUCUUAUAUCUCUGUAAUUCCAAGCAAUGGUCGUUUGUUCGAGAGUUCUUCUGAGCGGCUCCUUGCGCGGCUCCUCCCGCAACAGUGGCCUGUACAACAGCAAGGCAAACCACACAGCGUCGUUGACACUGGGCACCAAGCGAUUCAUUUCAUUCAAAUCGUUGUUUGCGCCUUCACCGCCAAAUGGUGCUACCGAGGGAGGGCAUCUUCAGGGAAGCAAGUCGCGGCUGCUGGUUAAGCCCAACGACCUUUUCCACCCGCUAUCAAAGUCGCCGAUCAAAGAGAUGCGUGAGAAGGGCAUUCUCAUUCAGAACCACGGAUGCUGCCCCAGCUGCGGACAUGCGGCAACACGCGAGCCACUGUUCGAGUGCCCGGACUGCGGAUACCCGACGCACUGCGACGAGAAGCACUGGGUGGCCGACAAAAUGCACCAAGAGGAGCUUUGCAACUAUCUGCGCGAGGCCAACGAGGAUGAACACGAUCUGCGGUCAGGACGCACGCUGCGGGAGUUUGAGUUCCCGUCGGCGCAGCUCCCCGAAGUUGUGGUAAAUCUCAGUAGCUGGGACACGUUCUUGUACACGCGGUCCUUCACAAACGUCGAGUCGGACCGGUCAAUGCGGCAUGUGAGCAAAGUACUGACAUAUCCUAUUACUAUCGGUGCGACGCUGCACCAGUACAGUCCGUUUACGCUGGGCAGCGGUCUGACGCCCGAGGGGCUCAAGUCCAUGACGGCCCUGCGCACGACGAUCAAGGAGCACGAGCUGGCACGCAGCGAGAAGGAGCUCGAGAUGCAGCAGAUGCCGCUUCGCAUUUUUCCCAUCCACAUCUACUUUGUUGGCCCCGAGUGCAUCCCGACGCCCGACGAGACGCGGUCGACGAUUGUUGUGUCUUCACGGCUGGCACUCAAGUACCACAAGGGGUACUUCCACGACGCAAUCUGGAACUUUGCACCGUUUGAUCCGUUUACGGACAUAUUCUUCGUGUUCAGCCCCGGGCUGGCACAUCCCAAGGGGCGCGCCGGAUGGCAGCCGACCAUCGAGAAACUGCUGGAAACCAAGUGCGCGGUGUUUGCUACCGGGUUCCACGAGCAGGACAUGGCCAGCGAUGUGGCCGGGCUCGAGGAGGACUUUGGCAAGCAGGUGGACUGGCUGCUCAAGCCGCAGCCCAACCCGUUUGCCAGCCUGAAGCGCGACUUUGGCAUCAGGAAUCUGCAGGAGUGGGCAAUUGCCAACUGGGGCAUCUACGGGUUCCGCGGCAAGAGAUACGAGGUGCAGAACAGCAAGUGAGCUUAGGGCACUGGCUGUGACAGUGCGCGACUAGCAGUAGACGCCCUUUAUUUUAAUUUUUUUUGGUUUGUUGCACAGAAUAAUU